Messenger RNA from Mycosarcoma maydis (corn smut), 3585 nucleotides. RefSeq lists its product as uncharacterized. The record is from RefSeq and is a predicted model, not a curated record. Lineage: Eukaryota; Fungi; Basidiomycota; Ustilaginomycetes; Ustilaginales. Bases 1 to 3585 code for a protein of 1194 amino acids. The transcript has a single exon.
AUGGCGCAUCCCGUUGAUGCAUCAGUACCAGCGAAAGACGCUGCUUCCAGCCUCUCUGUAGCUCCAUUAGGCACCUCGUAUCGUUCGACAGAGGGCAGCUCGGUCGUCUCGAACAGUAGCCUUUUAGAUCUCUAUGCUCGUUCGCCAGGCUCCUUUCCAGGGUCAUUGGACACACCUCUUCAAUCCGAUAGCAACUUCACAGCCGCUGGAAGCUCAAAUAUCUCCUUGCAGCCUUCUGCCUCUGCUUCCACUUCGAUUACUACCGGCUUGCCAACGCCUUUAACCACACGUGGCUUCCAGGCGUCCAACCCUGGCCCAUCAGCAAUCACCUCAGGUUUCUCUUUGCCUCCUAGCGACAGCAACGCCUCAAUAUGGACCACCGCUUCCGCUUCUGCAAACACUUCUGGUCCACAAAGCAAACGGGCUUCUGUGAUCGGAUUCGACAUCGAUGCCAUGCAUAGCGUACAGCCAGCGAACGAAUCUAGCACUUCUGAUCCAUCAAUUGGUUUCCCGUCGCAACCGCUGCAGACGGGAACUCAAGAAACUCAGAACGAUAGCGAUGGAUCCCAUUAUGAUGAAGACGAGAUGCCGGGUGCUUUUUCUCACGACACCACCGACCGGCCAGCGGACAGAACCCUCGAGGCUCCCAUACAACUGAAGCGCAAUGCCACUGCUUCCACGCAGACCAAUGAGCCCGCUGAGGUAGAACUUUUCUCUAACGCUCUUCCCUCGCCUCCUGUACCAAGACGCACGAGCAGCGUGAUGCAGGACAGCUUCAACAUCUCUCCGAGCCCUUCGCAGUCGGAUGGGAUCGCUUCAUCAUUCGCGAAGCAUGCAAUGUCACGAUCGAGCUCUGGUCAACUCAUCUUGGACCAAAUUCCACCACGUCGAAGCAGCGCAGACUUUCGCGAUGAGGCCGCUCGUAAUCUUUCUUUGAAUGCUCCCACGCAUGUUUCACAGGAAGCUUCGAUCAGCCAUGCUGCUCUAAGCGACCCAACACCUCAGACAUCCAGUCGAGGUCCCGCCAGCCCUACCAAAGGCACAGCACUCCAGGCUGUCAACGAAGAUACGUCGAACAACAAGCAAAAUAGCAGCCGGUAUUCAGAUGAACCAAGUCUCGAAGAGCAGAGGCGGCUCGAGAAGCAACUUCUCGCCGAGGCGGAUGAAUCUCGACCCCGGACGCUCAAAGAAGCGCGAGAACGCGCCAGGUUGCGCAAGCAGCAAGGUGAUGCAAUGUCUCCACCAUCGUCGUCGGCGAGCAAUAAAAAGUCUGCAGGAACGACGACCAGCCCAAGCAAAAGCGCAUCACUUCACAUACGAGAUGUCGCAUCCUCGGCUACAGCUGCAGCCCCAACCAUGGCUGUCGACGAAAGCAUUUCGCGUACCAGCAUUGACUCACGGGAUCGGCCGUCGCGCAACCCCAAGCGCCUCUCGAACCGCGACGAUUCGCUCGUCUCGAGCCGUCGCUCGCUCUCAGAGCGAUCGACGCCCUCUGACUACUCAGACGAUUCAGAUGUUGAAGGCGCCUUUACCUUUGACAAGCCAGCAACGCGAUCGGAUCAACAUCUUGGUGCAUCUGCUGGCGACGAUCAGCCGGCUACGAGCAUGAAUGACCUCACUGAUGCUGUCGAGGACGCCAUGAAUGACCUCAGUUUCGGCGACGAGACCAUCUCUGCAGAGGACGAGUUUACAACUCCCAUGCCAGCCCCGACGGUGCAAGAAGACGCACCUGCGCGUCUGCCGACGUCGCUGUCUUCAGCCAAGAGCUUGGCGAGCGUCACGGGCGCCGCUACGGACGCUGUCAGACCUAGCCUCCUGGCUUCACCAACAUAUUAUACGCAAGCGACGCCCAAGACGCCGUUGUUUCCUACCGGCAUAUCGGAUCCAUCGCUGGCAACUCCUCCGCCUGGCUCCCCAAUUCAACAACGCACUGCGCAAGCGGGGUAUGUGCCUCAACGAUCUGUUCCGCAAACUCCGAGUCGCAUCGAUGUCUAUGGUAAAACGCUACCUAUGCCGAAAGCCUUUGUGAGCAGUAACAUCAUUGUUGACAAGAAACGCGCAUCUUCGUGGGAGCGUGCUAGCUCGUAUGCGCGGUGCACAAACGAGCUAUUGCACCUCGAAACAGGAUUGAGCGUGUGGAUGCAGGUCGUGCAACGACCGGCGAUGCGGCAGCAGAACAGCCGACCGAACAAGCAGCAACCCGAUGACUGGAUCGCGCACGCAAGUUUGCCGAGGCAUUUUCGGAAUGAGGCGUCUUAUGCAGACUCGAUCCGAUCUGAUAUGACGUUCCCGAUGCGUGGCGAUGGCGCCAAGGCUAAGGAGAUCGUCUCGGUCAUGCCUACCAUGGCGGAAUCGCCGGUUCAGGAUGCUGUCAAUCUGCCAUAUCCGGGUGUGGUGCAGCCGCAGCAGCCGCAGCAGCUGAGGUCCAACUCAGUCCAGUCUUUGUCGUCGUCGAACCCGGCUGUUCUGGCGUCGACAACGCAUGUCUCGCUGCCUGCGUCGCGAAGCAGCGGACUGGCAAGUGGCAAUCGGUUCUUUGGUGGUCUUGGUCGUAAGGGAAGUAAGCGAACGCAGACGUCGGCAACAACGUCGAACGCUGGAGCGGUGUCAUCGCUGUCGUCGGCGGCUGCAGCGGUGGGGGGCUCACGUGCGUAUUUGGCGAACAAUCGUAGUACGCGCACUGCUUCUCCUGGUGGUGCCGUGGUUGGAAGCAUCCCUUCGUCUCGUCCUAGCACAGAUACGUUUGAGACGAGCUAUUCAAGUCACAGCCGACCAGAGAGUCCAGCGACUGGUGCUGGGCGCGUGAGCGGACUGGGGCUGGGCGCACUGGGUGGAGAGACGGUGUCGAGUCCACUUGCGUCAGCAUCGAAUGUACGAAUGGAUGCGGGUCGCGAGACCAACGUCGGCACUUCGAUGGCUGCAGCGUCGAGCUCCGGUACGACCGGGCUGAGAGCACCGAUGGGACCGCGUGCGCCCAACGCGAUGGCGCGCUCAGGUACAGGAUCCGGUCAAAUGCAUACGUCGACAGCUGCACCGACUAGGCCGAUUACACCAGUCACUCCGAUCACACCGAUUUCACCUAUCAGCGGCGGGUUUGGUAGCGGACCCACAUUUGUCUCGCGGCUCGGAGGUGCGAGUUUCAGCAGCGCUUCACACGCGCCGUUGCGUUCUCCGAAUCGAGAGUUUUCGUUGGCGGAUUACCUUGCGCCUCGUCGCACGAGCGAUGUUUCUGGCGCACUGACGUCGCCGCCGCUCUCGUCGAAUUCGACUCACGAAACCGGGAGCGCGGUAAUGGGUACUUCGCCUAGACUGCUCGGCGCUACCGCUGCCAGUGGCAACGGCAGUGGCGCACUCAGGUCGUCGCUUUCCUACAGCUCGGUGCGCGACCGCAUCAGACGUGGCUCGCAAACAGACGUCGACCAAGACGCGGCUUUCCAACACGCUCUCGUCAAGUUGAGCGAUAUCCUACCAGACGCCGAUCUCUCAACGUUGAAACACUACCUCAAAAAGGCCAAGGGAAAUGAUCUAGUAGCCAUAGGCGAUUAUCUCCAGGAUCAGAGCUUGGGCAAGCUGCCCCAGCUCUAG